CGCGCGUCCCCGCAGCCGGCCUGUCAAGCGAAUUGAACACGCAGCGACAGCAGCUGAGCGCACGGAUUACGAUGCUAUUUAUUUUAGACGAUAAGUUUGGCUUCCAUUUUAACACGCCGACGUAGGAGCGCUCCGGCGUUAUAAUAAGACGGCACCGUCUCUGCCAAGGAGCAUCUAGACUUUUUUUGUUGUAAAUCAUGCGUUUUCAGCUUUUCUUUAAAAGCGAGGUGGACGAAAAAAAAAGGCGAAACAGCGAAGGACAGAAUUAAAUAUUCAGCUGUCGCAGCGAGUUCAUGAGACAGCCCGGAGUUGAGAGCAGCCCCAGCUCGAAGCGCUGUGCGGAGGAGUUGAGCAGAUGCGCGCUGGCAGAGAGAACUAACGCGCAUUUCAGGGAAAUAUUGUUGCGUUUGUCACCAAUAUUCGCAGAGCUGAAGAAGAAAAAAAAAUCAAACCGCCCCGUGCGAAACGACACUUGGGCUCAGAACUAGGAAAUACCGCCACUGCGUGAAAAAAACAAAAACGAGGAUUAUACUCUGAUCUUUUUUUUAAUUAUUAUUCUCUACAUUUUUAAGUAUCCCAGACAGCAGGAGUACCGUCACUGAAACGCCGCUGGGUAACGGCUCUGUCAACGAGGACACCAGACCGACGACACUGCGGUGCCGAGCUCCUGGGAUUUUUUUAACUCGUUUUCCCACUCGGAAGUUCGUCCAGUCCAGGCGUCUGGCUCUGCUCUCUGUUUUCGGCUUUGCGCGGAGCCCAGAGGAGUCCGGCUGCUUCGAGUUCAGGGGUCAUGGCUCGCUGAGCGGCGCGUGUUGGUCAGCUCGUGGGCUCGGAGUGAUCCUGACCCCCCCCUUGACCCCUCACCCCACCCCACCACGCGAGCAUGAGGCGCGACGCGGCCGAGCUCUUGUCUUCGCCGGACAGCUCCGAGCACGAGUGCGGGCCCCACACCAAGAGCGAAGGGAGCGGAUGUUGCCGAGGCCUGGCGGCUCACUUCUCCGAAGGGUACGGUACCGAGGAGGUGCUGACGGAGACAGAGAGCGGUCAGGCGGCGCCCCAGGGAGAGAGCGACGCGGACGCGGACAUAGAAGACACCGACAACAGGCUGCGGGAGGCGGAGUCCCUGCAGCGAAUCAGCUCCAAGCGCCGUCGCCGACAGCGCAUCACCAAGCAGGACACCACGGAGAGCGAGGACGACGGGGGGCGGAGCCACAGGGUGCAUCGCUGGAGCCUGCGGCUGAGCCCUCACCGCACCCACAACCGCACUAUAGAGGAGGUAGAGAGGGAGAGCGUGUCUCAGGUGCGCCCCUUGGUACUAUGUCGGGGCUCCUCCGGGAUGACAGUUUGCACCCCCUCCAAGCCGGAGCAGGUCAGGGGGUCUGCCCUGCGGCCUCCCGGCCCCCUGUCCUGGCCGCUGGCCCUCUCCCUCCUCCUCCUCCUGCCUCUGUCCGUCCUGCUCAUCCUGGCUCUGCUGCCGCUGGUCAGGACAUGAGGCCGGUCAUGAGGCCGGUCUCUCUCUCUCUCUCUCUCUCUGUGUGUGUGUGCGCCUCUCUCUCACGUCUGAUCUCCACCAUUUCC
Lepisosteus oculatus (spotted gar) is the source of this 1578-nucleotide messenger RNA. The record is from RefSeq and is a predicted model, not a curated record. NCBI's taxonomy places the organism in Eukaryota, Metazoa, Chordata, Actinopteri, Semionotiformes, Lepisosteidae.